AGCUCCAUCAAGUAGGAGAAGUUGUAUGGCCCUCUGGAAUUAUGCUCAAGCUCUAUAAAGACGGGUAACGAUGCUGCUCUUCUCCGUGUGCAGUUCUGUUGGAAGGCAGAGCAUGGCGGGGCGCUCGCUCUUUUGGGCGUGUGUCUUCUUGUUACGGCUAUCGUCUUCUAUCCCUCUCUGUUCUAGGCGGGCGGACCGCUCAAGCGUGCACACGGGGCACGCUUGGGGGUAACGUAGCCAGUAUGCAGACCAAGGGCGUGACUAUGUCUGUUUUAGGGCUGCACGGUCCCCCCCUGUGGGUGGCCUUGUGGUGGCGUUCGCGCGCUCUUUUCCGCGCUGAUUUUCGCGGUUCUUAGUGGCCGAAGGCGUGGAAACUGAGCGCGGGCGUCCCCUUGCGCCUCUCUGCAUGUUCCUCAGGGGCCUCCUGGCCUCUGCUGACCCUCGCAGGCUGAGGCUCUCUUGGGUAAAAGGCUGCCGAAGGCGGCCACGGUCUCAAGAGCAAGGAAGCCGAUGACCAAGGGCCCGGAGGGCACAGGCCACACGGCUCAGGGGGUCCAGCCCCUCGCCCUCGGCGGCCUUCUACGCCUGGCGCACUGCGGCGGCGGCGAAGCGUAUUGAAUAGGAGGCAGUUAGGGCACAGGCAGGCAGCUGGAAGGGGGUGGGGGCGGUCCCUUGGGCCCCUUUUGGAGCCUUCCACUUUCAUCGGAGGCCUGUGGGGUAUAGGUAGGAAGCUGGAAGGGGGCGGAGAAGGUCCCCUGGGCCCCUUUUGAGGCCUUCCACCCCCGGCAGACGCCCUCAUGAGGGGCCUGGGGCUGCACAGUGCCCCCCCUGCGCCAGGGGGAGGGCGCCGUAGCCCUGAGCCCUGGGCCAUGUAUGCUUCUUGCAUUCUCAACCGUACACUUGAGGAAUGUGUGACGAAGUACACGCUUGAGGGGAGUGCCAUUAUCGUAGUACACCAACGCAUGGCGUAAUACGCUUGAGGGCGGGAGUGAUGGUAUUUAAGUUUAACAAACAGUUGUCAACUACGCAGGUAGCACAACUAGAGCUAGAGAAGGGAUGAAUUUGAGGUAGCAGCUCUAACUUUGGCCGUAUGUGGGCUGAGGAUGUGGCUGAGGAGGAUUCGCUUCUGUGAUCCGUCUGGUAUUCUGGUUGAAGGUAUCUUCUGCGGCUGGGAGGACGAACAACAGCAAGAGGGCGGAGACAUCUUCGUUAUGGAUCAGUGCUUUCAGAGGAUAUAGAAGUUGAGCGUAAUUCUGUUUAAUAAAAUUCAUACAACACUGCUCAACUUCUAUAUCUAUACAACUUUUACUCUUACAUAAAUAGCAGUUACGUACACAAUCAUCUUCGAAGUAGGUCUUGUGACUUUCUAGUACUCAGGAGGACAACAACAAGGUUAUACGAUGAUGUACUAGGCAGUGAGAAGUCGCAACAGCAGGAGAAGACUCUCGGAGGAAAUUCAACGGCAUCAUGAGCUACUUUUCCAAAAAUUAUUGGACGACUUCUACGAGAACUAGUAGAGUUGGGGCAGUUCCAAAACUCUUCUCUCGCUCUUCUGAUACAAGAAGAGAGACGAAAACAAGAAGAACAAAAGACCUCGUCAGACCAGCCUUCGUUGAGAUGAAGUAGAUUAUAGUCUCUGAGACGAUAACACGAUACUAGUCUGUGAGAGGGUCAUCAUCAUGCUGGCUAUCAUAUUCCUAGCGCACAAGCAUAGGACACCCACCCCAUUGCUGCUGAUAAUUUUUCUCUCCUCCUAUGAAUGAAUAGUUUUCCUCUCCUCCUGGUCACUUCUAAUAUCGAUCUGACGCUGUCAGGUAGAAGAAAAAAUAUUUUCCCCACCAAGUCGAGGACCGCCCUGAGCAAUGAUACUAAGGCUACCUACUCCUCCGCCUCCUCCUCCUGAGCUACCUCCUCCACGACCGUCUUCAUCGAUCCCGGGCCCUUUUUCAACUCGUUGAAAAAUAAGCCUCGGAGAGAAUGAAGUCAGGGAUGCGAGGACUGCGGUGGCAGCUCUAAUAUACGAGCGACGAAGAUUUUGAUCGGUCGCAGUUAAGGCUUCCGCAAAUGAUCCAAAACCAUCUUCUUACAAUUAUUUCAAGAAGGCUGGGAAUGGUUUAGUUUCUUUAAUAUGAUGCUUUUGAACAAGCCUCUAGAAAAAGAAAACGCCGAAGAUUAUUGUAAGAAGAUCGAUGGACAAUUACAUGGAAGAUUUCUUCACUACUACUACUUCUUUCAUGGAAGGUCCUCUAAUGUAGUGAUGGGGCUGGAAUGGGAAAUAUCCUCUUUCGUCUGUCCCAGGGUGCGGUGCUGUCAAGCCGAUUGGGUGGUCAUGGACGUCUUUCCAUAGAAAUCGACUCAGAACACUCAUGUCGAGAUUGCCACUGCAGGCGGUUUUCUCUGUUGCAUGCGAUUACGCCAGAACAAGCCGCGCCUGAGGCAAACAGUGGUUGGCUAGUAAUAUCGCUGCUGCAGCGUCUAAUGCGUCUAAUUCAGGGGAAGCCUCGCUACCGCGAUGUCGUCUCGGCGUCCGAUGCACUGAACCAACAUACAGGACGAUGUAUGGCGCGAUAUUUUUUUGUAUGUAAGAAUAAUUCUCUUUCUUCACUUUCUUCAAGAAUAUCCAUAUUGCCUACUUGAAAGUCCUGAAAUAAGUGAAAGAGUUUCUGUUUUUUGAUGUGGUGUUCCUCUCAAAAUAAAAAGAACACCAAGCAGUCCGAGGAGUGAAAGCAUUCCCCUCGUCCCCUAUUGAGAUCCUUUAAUAAAGUUUUGAAUUCUCGUCUUCUCUGAGUAAGUAAGUAAAUGGCCAUGCUGAGUAUCUAUCGUGAGGAGGUAGAAAUACCAUGCUGAGUAUCGUGAGCAAGAUUAGUGUAGUUGAGGAGUAGUGAAACAGCUCGCAUCUUCGAUUUUUUCUAAGUCUACUGCAAGAAAUGUCGGCGACUUCAGAAUUGACCGGUACGAACAGCAGGCGAUCCACAAUAAGAGCGAUCAGGAUGCGGUUUGCAGACUCCUAAAGCCUACCCGUCUACUGGAAUCGCGCGCGCGCAGUUUUUGGCAGGCCAUGCAUGUUUCUCAGAUUGUAGCGAUAACAUCAAGAAGAUCAACGAGAUCAAGCUGGGGUAGCGAUUACAAAACGGAGAAGAGCCCUUCGGACGAGUCUUUACAUCAAGAAGAUACUUCCGACGAGCAUUUAUGGCAUUCUUGGCAAUUCGUAGCACGUCUAAUCCGCUCUUGCUUUCAUAACCUGGCAAAACUCUUUUCGCUCUUCUUUAAAACGACGUGUUUUGCCAAAACACGUCGUUUUAAACAAGAGGACAUCGCCAAUCUUCCUUGAGAUCGAAAGCAGGUUACUUACAACCCGGUUUGGAUACCAGUGCUUGUUAUUCUCUAUCAAAGUGAUCGAGAAUACCAGUACCAAAAUGACAGUACUGGGAGACAAUCCCAAGUGUUUAGGUGAGAGGAGACAUGUCCAAGGGGAUUCACAACUACAGUAGAGCACCUCCUACAGUACCAAAGCUCCCUCUAAAAGAACUUCUACUUGCAGGCGACGAGCAGCGAUCUUCCCUGUCCCACAGUGUUGCGAUCCAUGUGCGCCGUGGGGACUAUCGCAAGUCAAACAGUUGGCACGUUGUUCAGGGCAUUGACUACUACGUAAAUUAAGGCCUUCAACAAGGGCCAACUCCUAUGAAUCAACAAGAUUGAAGAUAGGCCUCCGCAACUUCUAUGCAAUAACGUCUCUUGGGCGGUUUUUAAUUUUAUGUUAAACUGCAACAGGGACACACACAUGACAAGAUUGAAGAUUUGGAUGUUAAAGCAGCAACAUCAGUCGUGUAACUGCAAGUGCUUUCAGUUGUUGAAUAAAUAAAACAUGAGUAGUAAAAGUAAGUAAACUAGUACGCUCUCAUUUAAAGACGUAAAAGUAAAUGCUCUCACGCCCUUGACAAAGCAUAAUUAUCAAAGUUGUGGCGUGAGUGUUAUUUCUUGUGACGACUCAAGACUGCUCUAAGGCUGCCAAGGCCGCGAACGAUAAGGGUAAGUCUUCUCAGAAUUUCCGUGCCACGUAGUUAUUUUGUAUGUUGGUGAUCGUUCGACGCCGGCUUCAUCCAUCUCCCUACCAGUCUUCUCUGUUCAAGCUGUGUGCCCUGUGUGUUCAUUUCCAGUGUGCAAACUACUGUCCUCCUAGUAAAUCGGAGAAAAUAACGAACUAACAUCAUCUUACAUAAAUGCAGGGGCAUACUUGUACUUCAAGUUCAGUAAUAAAUCAUCUUUUACUUCUUCGCUACUGCUACAGCAUACUUGGUCCGACCAUCCUCUUACUUUAGCUGCGUGGUGGUACUUUCGCACUUCUUAAUCUUACUUGAGGUCUAAGUAGAGGCCCUCCGACUUCUUCGACACGGACUAGUAGAACGCGGCGAAUGCAAAUCUGGGCUCCAUCGAUGUGCUUUGAGUAUCUGGUUCUUUUUACGGCUGCAAUAAAAAGACUCAACAUCUACAUUUUCUACUUCUUGCUUGAGCUAUAAUAUGUUGAAGAUCGUUCUCGUUGAAGAUUGUCCCGUUUUCUAGCCAGUCAGGCUUUGUAGCAACAUGAUGUUGCUCGGCACUCACUCGAAGCCUCGGAGUGAGCAAGUAACAAGUACAAAGACCGAGUAUGUGCGAUCGCUAUCGCGGCUACUCUGUUCCUCUAGUUCAUUGAAUACUUCAAGCGCAUCAAAGGGAGGUUAGCAGGCGCAUUAAUGAACGAGCACGAAACAAAGAUGCAGCUGACGCUCCUGCACAGAUCUUUGUGCGAGGUUUGAUGCUUUGAAUUGCGCUCUUCCGCAUUGUAAGAUUGUACUCCUGUAGAAGAUGGGCUUGCGACAAGAUUUCUAAUUUUUUCGGACGAGCCGGAUUGGGUGCAUCAAAAAAUGCUGCAGAACAGGGACAUGCAGGCGGCGUUGCUUGGAGAUCUUGACCAGAUAUAUGUUAAGACGCAUUUUUUCGCUUGGAGAAGUGUACUGAUUCGGGUCUUCUUCGGUAUCAAUCAUGCCAAGCGAGCGAUGUUGCUUCAGGAUCUCGUUGGUAGUAUAGUUGUAUACUCGUAUCACUGAGUAAGAAUUUUUAUAGAGUACGGCUAUGUUGUUGGUCCUAGUGGCCGUAGUAGUUGUCCAUCAUCCUCGUCUAUAGUGUAUGUAGUAGGAGUAGUCGUACUCGUCGUAGGCGUAGAGGUAGGCCUACGGGAGAACAUCAAUACGAAAGGGCCCACUUUAUCGAGAGGACCCACCAGAAGGGAAAUAAGCUCAGGGAGGUUGUGGGUGCAGUUUUUUCUCUUUAGAGAGCAUCCCGGACCAAAUGCGAGGUCGCUGCUCUGCUCUAACUAUGUGGUCCCGUCGAUUGUGCCAAGCAAGAUAUUUAUGAAUGCGUGUUUUCUAUUAUUUCUUGCAGCUAUCAAGUGCAGACCAUGAUUUAGCAGGUUGCUGCAAGUGACGUAUCUUCUAGUAUAAUAAGUUUUUAGUAUAAUAAGUUAAAGGGGCCCUCGGGGGCUUGGGCGAUGCUCUGCUGCGUAGAUGGAAAGGAAUCAAAGUCAAGAAAGAUUCAUAACGCUUCGGGGCCCAGGACAAGGAGCGCCGCCCGUGAAUGAUGCACGCCAUGAUGUCCAUUCGUCGACAGCGCUGUUGCUAUUCUCGCUUAUUCGGCACCACAUUCUGGCGAACUCGUCUUUUAGCUGGUGGGGAGCUUUUUUGCGGAUGUGUCGGGAGGAGAGCCCUCAUUGGCAAAACCUGCUGGAUUGGCAAAAAUCUGUGGCGACGCCAACUUCUACGACGAAACUGCAGCCACAGGAUGCUAUCGACAAAGACUUUCGGGAGAUUCUUUCAAGAUGGGGACAGAGUUUUUUAAGGGUUGCCGCCAUUCAUCUUACGAGGCAUUUUGGUAGAAAGGUGCCCAAGUAAAAGGGGGGAGCGCGCCUAAGAUGACUCGCAGCAUGAAUAUCGGUAAGGUCUAACUUUUGCGCCCUUUUUUUUUCGCACUCUGGCAGAGUACAUAUGACGCAAAAAAGUGCACUCAUGUAGCUAGGCUCUCACUUUAAAGGAAGCGCCUAGCCAGUUUUUUGAUUGCUGUGAGUGCACUUCUCGCCCUCAUAGUACAAGGAGCAGUCUCACUUUCUAGUAGCCGAGGCCGCCGCUGAAGGACUGAAGAGAGCGGCAGCGAGUUUCGCUUUACCCCGAAGUUCGGACGAGACCACAGAAGCUACAGGCACUUUACCUAACCCGAAGGGCAGUCGGAUCGUGAUCUUGCCGAGGACAUGGUUCGGAUCGGCAGCGAAAGGGCUCAAUAUUAAGGCUGCAAGAUUUAUAGUUGGAGACCCAUCCUGAUCCUUUUCUUUCCCAUAGUCAGAGCCUCUUUCGGUCCUCCCUGGCAACAGCAUUUAUUUUUAAGGGGACGGAGUAGAAAGCGGGUGGACGUGAAUCCAAUCCCAAAAUGUGCAACGAAAGAAAAACCAGUGCCAUGCAUCCGGUCUGCACUCCUCUGACAGCAUGAGUUACACCAUGCAAGGAGAUGGGUCGACUCUAUGAGGGUCUUGGCGCUAAUGAUAGUACUGAAUGGGUGUCUAAGAUUGCACCUAUGGGAGCGUUGUUCGUGAACAGUUCCUCCAGUAACAGGAACAGCUCCAGUAACGCCACCAAGCCCUCGGCCGAGUGGUCCUCCGAGUCCGACUACAGCCCGUUGACUCCUGUCAAGGACGGCCUAGGGGGCAUGUCUCUCGUUUGGGACAACCAGGAGCCGCGGAACAUGUUGAAAAAACACGCAUCCAAUUCCAAAGAGGAGGCGGAAAAGAUAAAAGAGAUACGGCUUACUAGAAUCUUAUAGAUACAGAGAAGCCAACAACUACAUCUUUUUAGAACGCGGAGAGGAAGUAGGAGACAGAGAGAGGCACUCCUAGAUUUUAUUUGCGCGCUUCAAUUGUCAUGUGUGUAGUGAGCAAAAACUUUCGCGUGAAGCUCAUUCACUCGCCGCGUCCUUGUAACUUUAUGGACGGUGGCCCUCACGAUCAUGGCUAAUGGCGCGAGCUCUAAUGCAGAAAGACUCUGCGAGCAAAGUGCGAAAAAAUGCGAUUACUAAUAAAACGCUUUGGAUUAUGAUUCAUGCUGCCUCGCGCAGCGCUCUGGCGUCUCAGAUGGAGUAUUUUUCUCAGACCAUGGAGCAAGGCGGACCAGCGGCCGAGAGUGGACCUUGCGAAAAUCGGGUUGAUCCUUCUUUUUUUCGCAUUAGUCUGGCUGGUGUGUUUUUCUUUUUGAAUCCGACUCACUGCCGCGACUGUGAAAGCCUCCUGGAGCUAUGGCAUUGCUGGGCAGCUUCUUUCCUCUAAUACUAAUUCACCACGAGCACGAGGGCCAUCUUUCAAAAGAAUCAAAAGGAUUAAUGCUUUUGAAGAAGGGAAAGCAAGGGAAGAAACCUACAAUGCCGAAGGGCUUCGUUUAUCAAGAUGGACCUCGGCGCAUAGGCUGUUCUACUUCUAAUGGAAGAGCACAACAAAAAGAGCAGUGCACGUUCUACUUUAUGGUCUGCUCCUCUUCAUCUCACUCAGCACGGUGGACGGCGCGGCCCUUUUGCGUUGUAUUCCCAUGAUGAAAUACAAGGCAAAAGGAGCCCAGCAGACGAGGGCGGGGCCGCGAUGACAGACUGAGAAGACAGAGGCGCCAGCUUUAACUGCUGGCGUGGUGUUUCCCUGGCACAGGUUUGGCACGGGCUACUCCGCACCAAUGCAAACCGCGAGAACGGGAGUAGACGGCGAUGUGCAGCGGGCGCAUGAAAUGCUCGCCGUCGCUCGACAGAAGCUUUCUCACUACGAUUGGCUCUUCAAGCUCGACAGUGACGCCUUUCUGUACACUGGUAACCUUUUGAGCCGAAUUUGUGAGCUGGAACGUAAUGCCUUUACCAGCAGCGCCAAGUUUUAUUAAGGCUACUCUUGUAGGACAACCCACUAACAACCACCAUAGGGAAAGAAAUCCAAAAAAUGACCUCGUGCCCCCGUCUCCAGCUGUCUACGCGACAGCUUCCACUGCAAGACUAUUAACUUGGCUCUCUUGUUAUAUUUUUUUGUCCAAAGAAGCUGAAGGACCUUGGUGUUCUUCGGUUCAAAACAUUAUUAAGGCUACUACUAACUUACCCCGCUUGUUCUAGAAGUGCUAGUUACUUUUUGUUAUACAUAGUUAGUUAGCUAGUUUGUUAGUUGUUCAUCUUCCCUGUCUCCUAGUUGUCAAGAAGAAGCCCCACUUUUCCCUGGCUCAGCUUAUUCAUCUUGCAAAUACGUAAGCGUUUGAGGCCAACCCAACCACUGAGCAAACUGGGCACAGCAGAAAAACUAAAAGACAUCUACAGUUUUAUCUAUCAGCGCCUUCACCUUAGAUAUCGCCAGCUGGUUCAGUGGUUUAGGCUGCAGUUGGUUCAGUGGCAGUUUUAGGCGUUUUUUCUGAGCUCUGCUUUAUUUCAUCUUGGAUCUAGACCACUCUAAUGUCGCGGGGGUUUUCUGAUGGAGGUUGUAGAGAGUUCCUCGUUUUGGAAAACGAGGGUUCUUUUUGCAUCUGGUGGCGGUGGGUAUUUGAUCUCUUCAGGGGCUUUAGCCGAGAGCACUUGGAGAGGGUCUGCGCGGUCUGGUGGGUUCGAGCGCUGUCUUUUGGACACUAAUCUUAAGAACUACGAUUAAGUAAGCUCUUUCAGAUUUUGGAGCUUUUUCAAUUUUAUCCACUCCAAUAAACACCCCCGAUGUGCCCCCGGCGUGUACACACGCCGGGGCAGGGCGGCAGGGUCUUGCAAAUUCUACGAGCUACGUCAUAGGCCUACGGCCUACCGGCGUGCUACGAAUUACGUGAAGAAAGAGCAGCGGGGCACGGCGUAGAUGAAUCAGCUACGUGCCAGAAGCUGCGACGUUUUACAUAAGCGGAAGCACUGCGCUACGCUUUAGCCUUCGGCUCGGUUUCAGUUCGCUGCCCAAAUUGAAAGGCCUUACCCUUUGAACCAGCUCGGGCCCCCUACUACUUAAAACAAGUAGCGCCACUCAAGGAGACUCUUGCCUUUCAUUUUUGAGCUGCUUGAAAGGUUAUACCCUUUGACGCGCUGGCUCGGGUCUCCUACCCAAAUGGCGCAGCUUUAUGCGGUUGCUGUCUGCUUUUGACCUGCUUGGAAGGUCUGACCUUUUGAGGAGCUGACCCAGGUCCCCCACCCAAAUGGCGCCGCUUUUUUUAUGAGAUUGCUGCCCACUUUUGGACCGCUUGGAUGGCCUUGUGCUUACCCUUUGGGGCUGUCCGGAUCUCUUACCCAAAUGGCGCAGCUUCGCGAAGUUGCUGCCUGCUUUUGAGCAGCUUGGGAGGCCUUGCCCUUUGGGCUGACCUGACUCCGGUCACCAAUCCAAAUGGGCCAACUUUCGGGGGAUGCUGCGUAUUUUUGAGCUGCUUGGGAGGCUUUGCCCUUUGGGCUGCCUCGGGUUUCUUAUCCAAAUGGCGCAGCGAGCUUUAUCGGGUCACCGUUUAGUAUUGGCGCCUCUCUUUGGAGGGUCUUGCCCUUUGAGCUGGCGCAGAUUUGGCUUAGAUCUCUUACCCAAGGGCGCAACUCUGUGGGAUUGCGGUCUACUCUUGACUUGCUUCGAAGGUCUUGCCCUUUGUCUGGCUGACUUAGGUCGCGCACCCAAAUGCCUGACGCAGCUCUCUGGGGUUGCUGGCUACUUUUGGCCUGCUAGCUUGGAAGGCUCUGGCGCACCUCUCUGGGGCUGCUGGCUACUUUUGGCCUGCUAGCUUGAAAGGCUCUGGCGCAACUCUCUGGGGCUGCUGGCUACUUUUGGCCUGUUAGCUUGAAAGGCUCUGCCCUUUGAGCUGGUUCGGGUCUCCGAUCCAAAUGGCGCAGCUUCAUGCGGCUGCAGCCUACGCCUGGCCCGUUUGGAAGGCCUUACCUUUUGAGCUGGAGCAGGUCCCUGAUCCAGAUGGCACAAGUGAAGCCGCGACGUGCUACACGCGGGUGCGCUCUACGUAUCUACACACUGGAAGCCUUAGCCCAAAAAGCUACGCCUAGUAGGGGCAAGCAAGUGCAGCGCAACGCGCUGGCUUAGCAAGCAAGCCACGCCUAGGUAGGUUAGCACGUACCUAACUGCUUGCGGCUCAUGCCUAACAAGCACGAGAGGGCGUGGCGCUUAAAGCGGCGCAGUUCAUAGCAGCACGGGUGGCGGCUGGCACGGUUGGCACGAGUGACACGGCUGGAACAACCCAACGAAGCCAAAAAGUGCCACGAAUGGCGCGGCUGGCGUUGGCACAAGCGGACAGGGAUAGGGAUGCGAAGGGCUUUCCACGGAGAGCCCCCCUGCCAUUUGGAAAAUGGUAAGGGAGCUAGCCAGAAACCAAGCCGGCUCGGCGGCUCUCUAAUGCGGAGCUUAGUGCGGCUGACCGCCGGAGGGCUGGCGUCUUUCUUGGAACUACCGCGCGGGCCACGCAAAUUCUGGCGGACUUGCAUGACCCCCGCGGAAUUCCACGAGAGUCAGGAGGACACGCCCGGGUGGUUUGCGCUCGUAAGUUUGUGCUAAAAUUCCUCUAAUUUUGCAGGCGUUCCGUAUGGUGUGAGUUUGGUCGGCUGCUUGUGGUGGUGAUAGUCUUUCUUGUGUGGUGGGCUUAGUCGUGUGAUGGUGGGGGGCAUGCGGGCUCUCUGUGGCCUUGCGGUGGUGUCGGUCGGGUGUCUCCUACUCAGGAGGCCUGGGCCGGCUUGGCGGCUGUCAGCUUGGCGCCGUGCUCGGGUGUGUUCGGGGGCUCUAAUUUUUUUGCUAAAAUUCGGGCGAGUCUGGGGCGCUAAAAAUUAUGCUAUUAAUUCUGCGCCUCUAAUUCGGCGGGAUUUCUUGCCGGGGUGUCGUGUUUUUUUACUCUAAAAAUCGUGCUCGUCUGUGGCCCUAACUGUUUUGGGGGGUCUCGAGACCCCUCUAAAAUUCUUCUAGUUCGUUACUCUAAUCUGGUAUGUUAAUUUUGCACCCUGAGGGUCUGCGCGUUUUUGUGCAUAUUCGGGGGUUGCAAAUUAGAGCGCCGGAGUAGAGUAACGAACUAGGCUAAUUUUAGAGGGGUUUCGAGGAACCCAAAAAAUCGAAUUAGAGUAACAGACUAGCAACUUUUUGAACGGGCUCCCCGCGGUGCAUUCCGCCGGCUUCUGCUAAAUUAGCAAACAUUUUAGCGCCCGGGUUGGAGUGGUCCUGGGUGGGGGGGAUAGAUGCGCGGGAGGGCCGCUUGCCGUGUAUGGUUCGCGCUGGUUGUGUUCUUUUAUUGGGUCGCCGGGUUUUGCAGGGUCUGCGCAGGGGUAGGGCUGUGGCGUCUGCACUUACGGGCAGCCCGUUGCUCGGCUCGUCGUGUUUUUGGAGGUGCGGCUGACGGGUAUUGCGUAGGGCUGGCCAGGGGGUGUCGUUAGCAGUGUCGCGGGUGCUUCUGAGGUGGUUGCGUCCGGGAAAAUUAGAAGAAUUCUGGCGACGUUUUAAAGGGUUGGGGUGGCUGGGGCUGUCCCCCUGACGAGAGGAAUGCUGCGACGAGGCGGGUGAUUUAGCGUGCGGCCUCCACCCUAGGGCGCUCAGCUGAUCCACCGCGCCGGCGCUGUGGGAGAGCGACGACGGAGACGGGCAGUGGCUUGGAUGGCGGGUCGGAUGCGUGCCAGCUUUGAAUCGCGGGUGGCAGAGGAGGGCUGGAGCAAAAGCAACGCGCCCGAAGGGCGCCGGGCUUGGGGAGGCUACUGAAGCGCAACGCCGUGGAGGGUGUGGCAGAUUGGUCGCAGGGCGCCCGAGAGAGUGGGUCUCCGAAAGUAUGUACGCAGCAUUCGGAGAGAGCGGCAACGCCGCGAAGGGCGCCCCGCUCGCGGAGGUCUGAUAGAAUCACGAAUGGCAUCAAUGGGGGAGCACAUUGAAGCCCCGGAUUGGAUGCCUGCCAUUUGUUCCAACCGUUCCACUCGUGCCAUGUCAACCGGCCUCCAGAAGCCUUAUAGGCUGUUCUGUUAUAGGGUCAGCGGGGCCCAGCAAGGAGGCCACGCUGAGCGAGCAUCCCGCGCAAGCGUGUGAUGUUUAGCACGCAAGCAGGCCACGCCUAGCGAGUGAGCCCCGCCGAGCAAACAAGCCGCGCCAAGAGAGCAAGACGCGCCGAGCACGCGGGCCAAGCUUAGCCGGCGCGCUAUGCUUAAGGCGUGAGCAAUGCUCAGCGCAAAUUUUGCGCUUUUGAAAAGCUCUGCCCAGCGUGCAAGCUGAGCGCCUAGGUAGAAAGGAAGCUAUAGCCAUUAGCGUGCAGGCCAUGCUAAGUGGGGAGCUUAUGCCGCUCAGCUGAACUAUGCUCAGCAAGCACGCCACCCCCUGCAAGCCUGCCACGCUUAACAAGCAACCUACGCCCAGCAAGCCAGCCACGCUGAGGAUGCGCGCUACGUUGAGCAGGUGAGCCAAGACUUGCCAGCAGGCUGUUCGCAGCAGGCAGCGCAGCUCAUGCUUAGCGAGCGGGCUAAUGAAGCUCAGCAAGUAAGAUGGGGCUAGGCUUAGCAAGCAAGCCAUGCCCAGCAAGCGACCAAGCUACGCCAAGCAGGCAAGCUGUGUGCAGCAGGCACCACCCAGCCCCAGCACCUACUUCCAAAAUGCUUAGCAGGAGCAGGAUCACGCAAAAGGUGCACGGAUAGGCGUGGCAUUUCUACGGCGUGAGAAGAUGCACACGGCUAGCCCGUGCACCUUUCUCAUGAUUUCCGUACAUCUCAAAAAUAGAAAACUUCGCAGACACGUCACGGACCGCCCCAGUGAAACUACAUCCUGAGCGUUCCCCUUUCGCGCAGGAUAAAUGUCUCGAGAUAUAUACCGCAGCCGUAUACAUCUAGCCUGUACAUCUUUGCCGUGAUUUCCGUACAUCUAAAACCCAGAGCCAGCCGGCGGCGGCUUUGCCAGGAGUUGCCUUAGCUACAAAGCUCGCAGAAUUCUCUUAAUGAAGUUAAAGCCCUCGGCCUGGGGUGGAAUUUGCGCAACUGUUUGCGGGAAAAUUUUAAAAGACUUCUAAAUAGAUUUUAGAGCAGCAGGCGGCCCGGUGGUCGCCGGCUGACCAGAGAGAAGUGCCCCUUUUUAGGUCUCGCGUUUAGUUUUGAUUUAUACCAAAGAUAGUUAUUUUUUGAAAUGCUCACUCUGCCGGGGCUUUCUUCUCUCUUCUGAGGCAUCCCGCAGGGGCUUCCCUUUUCUGGAGCAACAUGCUGAAGACGAGGCUUGCCUUUAUCUUCUGCGGCAUCCUCUUGCUGGGGCUUGCUUUCAGCGGGAAGACAUAGACAAGAGGCUCUCGGGGUGGAUCAUCGUCUCGGGAUGGGCUAACGUUAAGUAAGUGGCCCUUAGCGAAGUGUGUGAGCUCCAACAAUCGCCCUUACGAGGACGUUGCUAUCGGCGAGUGUUUCAGUCGGUUUGACGUCCCGGCGCAAAGGCUAGAGGGAUGCAACCCUGACACGCCUGAAAUGAUGCUGGCGUGGAGCCGGUUCCCGAAAAAAGUUGAGGGCCAUGUUGGGCCUUACAUGUCAUAUACCGAGGAACGGCCGCUAACAUUUCACUACAUCUCGCCGGAAAGGUUGCGCCUCAUGGGUGAGAGAUAUCUCAACGAGCAGAAAACCUUUUUUCCUGUGCAUGCUGAUCUGGUGCAGAGGGCGGGGCGAAAUUCAAACUCCUCCUCGUACGAAAGUAGCGGAAAGGGAGUAGGAGCUGUGAUGCCAACGACCCGCAGCGACCGCGCCAGCACCAUAAGAAGAGUGGGCGACGAACAAGGGGCACAAACAGUCACAAGUCCAAGUCUCACGCAUUCACGACCGAGGGCAGCACGCACCAGAAUACCUCGGAUAAUCCACCAGAUCUGGUGGGGAAAAAAAAACCCUCCGCCCAUGCGUUCUCUGCGGACUUGCUCUGAGGUGCAUUUAUGCCAAUGGGAAAGCGAAAAGACGACUUUGCUAAAAGUUGCAACUCCGCCGCCCCGAGGUUCAUCCACUACUGAAGGGGAUAGCCCCCCAACCCCAAGAGGCACAGCCACGGAGCCCGCAGGGGCGCAGCCUGGCGCUGGAUCCCGGUGAUUGCCUCCAGACUGGUUGGGCAGCAGGGUGCCGGGGCCGGGAGAUCCGCAGACGCCGUUAUGGCACCCUUCGGCGGCCAGCUCUUGGCCCUUUGCCAACGUGGGGGGGGGACUGUCAGGCCCGAGGGGUGUUCGCAUUUAUUCGGGCCGGGGCAUACGCUGCGCAGGUUGGUUGGCCCUCGUCUCCCGCUCUCCUUCGUGUGUGUCAUUGCAAGCCCUGCCCCUCUGCCGCCUUUCCUUGGUUGUGGCCGCUGGAGUCCUCCAGGGGGCGUGACGCUGUUCAUACAAAUUAGGGGGGCUCGGGCGUCUGCUUUUUCGCCAGGCUCGCUCCAGACGCUGCAGCCGUGGCGCUGCUCCUUCGUCUGGCUUCAUUCUCAGCGGCCGGACGGGGGAGUUGCAACUUCCUUGAGUCCGAAGUUAUCUCUUACGCCUUUUUUCAGAUUUUCCAGAGUUUGAGUAUUAUCUUUGGACGGAGGAAUCGGUGGCAAAGUACCUGAGAUACGAUUCAAAAUAUGCUACACUUAAGACUUCAGCCCUAGAUUUUGUGGUGGUGGAGGUAGUGCUCCGCACCCAGAUCUAUUAAUUGUUGUGGUGAAGCAUCCUGGGAGGGGCUCUCACUGUCAGUCUACUGUUCUUAAAUCAAAAAUGCCCCGCGGAUGGCUUUCCAUUUGCCAUGUUUCCACUGUGGAGAUCUAACGCCCCCGGAUCGUAUGCCAUUCAAAAGGGCUUCAUUCCCGGCACCUUGAACGAGGAUAUGGAGCCAAUUCACGUUGGGGACGUGCUCCGGUUCGAGGUGCUCUAUAGAUUCGGCGGGGUGGCUAUCGAUGCAGAUACCACCUGCUUGAGGAAUCUGGGACCAUUAUUGUCGCACCUGGAAGAGAGGGGGGUUGAAUACGCUGCCGCCAAUGAGACUGACAGCUUCCCGGAAUACGGAACCCUCGUUGCAGUGGGUGUCCAAGUUGCAGUGCAGUACAGCGACUUGCUCUUCUCGGCAUUGAGAGCAUUAAGCCGCCUGACUGUUCUGAAACCAGCCUGGGCCAAUACUGGGCCGUGCAUUGUUACCCAUGUCAUACUGCAGGACGGUUUCUGUCGAAAAAGCCCAAAUGUAUGUCACCACCUUUGCCAAUCUUGUUUGAGAACGAAAAUGUAUGAGGAACGAACCCUUUAAAGAGGCCGACAAGUUUUCUUUAAAGUAGAAGCGCGCGACGAGCAUCGGCAUUCGUUCUCGACGUUCUCAAUCAGUGGCAUCUUUCACCGCAGUCUGUUUGCUUCAAUCCCACCGACCAUGAAUUCCGGCCGGAGCGUUGUCGACCCAAGAAGACCGAGGUGCUUCCUAGCUAUCUCUUUUACCCGUACCAUCAUAGUACUGUGGAGCAGCAGUGUCUUUGUAAAAAAGACACAAGAAACAGCCUGAUGUUGCAGGACUGGUCAUCGUCGCGCGAAUCCUACUCAGAGAAUGGCUCCAGGGAGCUCCGGGGGCAGCAUGGCCAACAAAUGAGGCUCAGGGUGCCGACCAUACUUUCAGGCACGUGGAUGCUGCAGUGCCAACUUCCAUCUCCUUCAUUUUGGGAUCUCUUCCGCAGACGCACUGACUGCCGCCAAACUUUUCGGUGCCCUAGGGCUCCAACUGCUGCGUGGGGAUAUUACUAUGUGCCGACCCAAAAUGUCGCGAAUCUGCGUAAUUGCACACAACCUGUCGUGCAUGUGGUCACGGAAAAGCCCCAUGUGGCAGGGCGAUUAUUUGCAGUGCAUUGGUCAGCUCUUCAGGGAAGCCAAAGCGCGGAGCUGUACAAAAUAUCAUCAGGCCAGCAGGGCAAGCUCAUGCGCACAUUACCUUUUCGGAGCAAAGGCCUUCACUUUCUGGACCCUUACAGCUUUAGAAUCGAUAUUAGAAGUGAGCAAGCCAGGACGCACGGAUCGGGUGUCGACGCUAUCUUGAUCCGGAUAGGCUGCCAAACUGAGAACGAAGCGGCCCCUGCGCUUGUCGUGGGCUGGUCAUGCGGUUCGCAAGAUGCUGAUCUCUUGUAAGCUGUGAACAAAGUAGUACUGGGACUGUCCUCAGUCCGACGAUUUGCGUGCGCGUUCGCUUGGAAGCAACGUCCACCAGACCAGGCAUUGUGCCUUAUAUAUUUAUACAUAGCUUAGCUCUCUUUGACGUAUUUUGACAAGUAUCCACACAGCAAAUUACAAUUUGAUGAAUGCAUACAGCGGGGCAGCCAUCUUGGGGUGGCACGCCUACCAACAAAAAACAAGAGCUGUCCCUGUGCCUCGAAGAUAGUGACACUGAUGCCAGACGCAAUAGAAGAUAUUAUGAGGGGCCGCAUAUUACACAGCAAAAUAAUAGCAAUACGCAUUGCAGACGUAAGGCGAAGGGCCUUAAUGGCUACGAGCGCCAACUCUACGUAAGUGUGCUUUUUUGCGACGAGCAGGGAUUCUUGGAGCCGGU
This is a messenger RNA of Amoebophrya sp. A25, 16497 nucleotides long. The record is from the annotation of a GenBank genome assembly. Lineage: Eukaryota; Dinophyceae; Syndiniales; Amoebophryaceae.